AUGCCCUUUUUUCUCUCUUUCCCUCGCUCUAUCUGGUCUUUCCAGACACACGCCCCCCCCAAAGCCCCAAGACAAGACCCCAAAGCUGCUCGGCCGACUGAAUCGACAUGCAUCUACAGAGUUGCACUACUGCGUACCCGUACAUACCAGCCCCGGGCGGCUAUCGUCUGCGAGGAACCAUCCACACCCAUGCCCCCGCAUGCAAGUUUGUCUCUGUCUCUGUCCCUGUCUCUGUCUCUGUUACUGUGCUUGUCCUGCCUGUCAUGCCUAACCCCUCCUCCUGCUCUUCCUCGUCUCCUGCUCUCUUGGUCUGUGUGCCGGCCCUACCUACACCUACCUUACCUUCCAGACUACAACGGCCUCAUGUACCUCGUGUACACUAUCCUUCCCCCUGUCCCUUUUCUCGAACCCUGGCGAUGGUCCCCGCUGCUUUCUAUCCUGGAGAGUGGCACUCGUUCAAAUCGUCUCGACUGGCAGGCUCCCCUUGCGAAAAAAUACAAACCUUUGGAUCGGCACCAUCGCUGUCCACUUCGCUCGUCAUUAAUAGGCCGCGGCCAUCUCGUCCUCGCGAGGCUCUCUUCUCAUCCAUCCCAUUUGACAAGUCCAAUUACGGAGAGGCAGACUUCAGUGACUCUUUGA
This is a messenger RNA of Colletotrichum paranaense, 639 nucleotides long. RefSeq lists its product as uncharacterized. Bases 1 to 639 code for a protein of 212 amino acids. NCBI's taxonomy places the organism in Eukaryota, Fungi, Ascomycota, Sordariomycetes, Glomerellales, Glomerellaceae. The transcript has 2 exons. The record is from RefSeq and is a predicted model, not a curated record.